AAAAAGCUUAUUCUGUUAGAGUUGUGGUCUUUCCUUAAUGAUUUGGUGGUUGUCAACCUAAUAUAACUGUCAACAGGAGGAGGUUGCAAAAGAGUUUGGUAUACCAGUGCAGUUCCAGCGUUUUURGCUUUGGGCAAAGCGUCAAAACCAUACUUAUCGCCCCAAUCGGYCAUUGACACAUCAAGAAGAAGCACAAUCUGUUGGUCAGUUGAGAGAGGUAUCAAAUAAGGCACACAAUGCAGAACUCAAGUUGUUCUUGGAAGUAGAGCUUGGGCUGGAUUUACGACCAAUUCCUCCUCCAGAUAAGACAAAAGAAGAUAUUUUGCUUUUCUUCAAGCUUUAUGAUCCUGUGAAAGAAGAGCUUCGGUAUGUUGGGAGAUUCUUUGUAAAGGGUGCUGGUAAGCCAGCUGAAAUCAUAGCAAAACUAAAUGAGAUGGCUGGAUUUGUUCCUAAUGAGGAGAUUGAACUUUAUGAGGAAAUAAAGUUUGAGCCAAGUGUCAUGUGUGAACACAUUGACAAAAAACUCACAUUUCGAGCUAGCCAGCUUGAAGAUGGGGACAUUAUCUGCUUCCAGAUAUCCCCUCCAGUUGAAAGUUAUGGACAGUGUCGAUAUCCUGAUGUUCCUUCAUUUUUGGAGUAUGUACAUAAUCGUCAGGUGGUUCAUUUCCGGUCUCUGGAUAAACCCAAGGAGGAUGAAUUCUGUUUAGAGCUGUCAAAGCUUUAUACCUACGAUGAUGUUGUGGAAAGAGUUGCUCGUCAACUUGGUUUGGAUGAUCCUUCCAAAAUUAGACUUACAUCUCACAACUGUUACUCUCAGCAACCUAAACCCCAACCUAUUAAGUACCGUGGUGUGGAGCAUUUAUCAGACAUGUUGGUCCAUUACAAUCAGACUUCCGAUAUUUUGUAUUAUGAAGUAUUGGACAUCCCUCUUCCAGAAUUGCAAGGUCUAAAGACUCUUAAGGUGGCUUUUCAUUCCUCUAUGAAGGAUGAGGUGGUUAUUCACAGCAUUAGACUUCCAAAACAGAGCACUGUUGGGGAUGUGAUUAAUGAUCUUAAAACAAAGGUUGAGCUAUCUCAUCCAAAUGCAGAACUUAGAUUGCUUGAAGUCUUCUACCACAAAAUUUACAAGAUUUUCCCACCGAAUGAAAAGAUUGAGAACAUAAAUGAUCAAUAUUGGACAUUACGUGCAGAGGAGAUUCCAGAGGAAGAAAAAAACCUUGGCCCUCAUGAUCGUUUGAUUCAUGUUUAUCACUUCACCAAAGAUGCAUCUCAAAACCAGAUGCAGGUUCAGAAUUUUGGGGAGCCAUUUUUCUUGAUCAUCCACGAGGGUGAGACUUUGGCUGAAGUCAAAGUCCGUAUACAGAAGAAACUGCAGGUUCCAGAUGAGGAGUUUGUAAAGUGGAAGUUUGCAUUUUUGUCAUUGGGUCGCCCCGAGUAUCUUCAGGACUCCGACAUUGUAUCUAGUCGUUUUCAGAGAAGAGAUGUUUAUGGAGCUUGGGAACAGUAUCUUGGUUUGGAACACUCUGAUAGUGCUCCUAAAAGGGCUUAUGCAGCAAAUCAGAACCGCCACACAUUUGAGAAGCCAGUGAAAAUCUACAACUAAGAAGAGCUGGUGGUCCUCUGUCACAGCAUUGGCUGAACCUGAUAAACAUGGAAUACCAAGCGCUGCAAUGUGAAGAAAAUGGUAACAUUGAAAAGAUGAAUGAUGCACAGCAAAUCGAAAAGCAAGAAAUGGAAGAUAUCAUUAAGGUGGUCUCCACUGGGUAUGGUUAUUGAUUUUGUUGGCUAUGUAUUCGUUUUCUAGUGUGGGUGGGGGAGAGAGACUUACCCCAAUUGCAGGUCCGUUUCAUCUAGCGGUCAACAACCCCUCUUGAGGUUUUGUUCUUUUUUCAUGAGGGCCCGUUCUCAUGUGAGAAGCUAGUGGCCUUUUGAUUUCCUUUGUAAUUUAGUGGUACAUAAGAAGAUUUUGGACUAGAAAUGUAUACAGGGUAUAGUCAGGUGUCCUUGGCCUGUCUUAAUUUUUCUUGUUUGUUUUCUUCCUUUGUUUUUCUUCAGUUUUUUAGAAGUGUUUAGGGAAUUUGGGGGUUGUACAAUGGUUGGUUAACGGGACUGCUUAUGGCUUUUCUAGGUUUUUGUAAAAGAAACAGCUAUAAUGAUCUGCAGUUCUCAGAUUGGCCUAACAGGGGCUUUUCGGCAAUCACUAUUUCUUAUCAAUUUCAAGUGAAUAGUUCUUGAUUUGAUUUCCA
Nelumbo nucifera (sacred lotus) is the source of this 2246-nucleotide messenger RNA. NCBI's taxonomy places the organism in Eukaryota, Viridiplantae, Streptophyta, Magnoliopsida, Proteales, Nelumbonaceae. The record is from RefSeq and is a predicted model, not a curated record.